AUGUCUAUUACUGGCGUGCAGUUAGUGACGCGAAGCAAGACUGUUGUAAGACGCGGGUUAAAUGGUCUUAGAACAGUCGAUAAUAAUCUUCAGUGGCUUGCACAAGUCUCUUUUGGAUCACCAGCACAACAAUUUGAACUAUUAAUUGACACUGGAUCAUCGAACGUGCUCGUCACUUCAACGGAGUGUAGUCGUCCAGAAUGUCGCACAAAAUCACCCAGGUCUUAUGAUCUUGCAAACUCGUAUCGGUUCGGUCGUACUUAUAGUAUGAUGUUUGCUGGUGGAACUUCUCUUGUGAAUGAGUUGGUUAAGGAUGUUGUCACAUUGGGUGAACAUCAAAUCAAAAGCCAAAUUUUCGGGGCAACUUCUGAAAUUCAAAAUUCCGACAUUGACUUCGAUGGUAUUUUGGGUCUUGGUUUCAAAACAAUUAUACAACCUUCAGAUGCAGGUAUUAAUACUGUUCUUGAUGCAAUGUUCGAUCAAAAAUUGGCAAGUAUUUUCUUUAUCAUUCAUAUCAAGAUCACGGAAAAGUUAUUCGCCGUAAAAUUCAUUAAACAAGAACUAGGUGGCGGAGGUGAAUUAACCUUCGGCAGAUACAAUAAAUCCAUAAUCCUUGGAGAUGUUAUCUGGGUAAACAACACCGAUAAAUACUUUUGGACAGCAAUUUUAGAUGAUAUAUACGUUGAUGAUAUAGACUUGGAAGUCGGCGGUCCAUUUAUUUUCGAUACCGGUGCAACUUACAUAUAUGCACCUUGUUCAAUAGUCGAGCUUAUUUAUGACUCGAUACCUGGAUCCCAAUUGUUUGUAGAUGGAACUUGGGUAUUACCAUGUAACCAUACCGAUAAUAAAUACGAUGUAAAAUUGCUAUUCAAGGAUCAUAAUUUCACUAUUCCAAUACAAGAUUUCAUACAAGAACCAGUAAACGCGACUGGCCUACCAGAUGACAUAGACCCGACUGGUCUCUGCCUUGGUGGUGCUCAACAAAGUGAUUCGGAUUAUAUAAUUGGUGCUAUUUUCUUCAAGCUCUUCUACGUUAUUUUUGAUUUAGAUAAAAAUAGGAUUGGUUUGGCUUAUCGGGAAGACGUUCAUGGUUCAGAUUCAUAUUAA
This is a messenger RNA of Ambispora gerdemannii, 1107 nucleotides long. The record is from the annotation of a GenBank genome assembly. Lineage: Eukaryota; Fungi; Glomeromycota; Glomeromycetes; Archaeosporales; Ambisporaceae.